Messenger RNA from Clarias gariepinus (North African catfish), 830 nucleotides. RefSeq names its product membrane-spanning 4-domains subfamily A member 8-like. Bases 1 to 711 code for a protein of 236 amino acids. NCBI's taxonomy places the organism in Eukaryota, Metazoa, Chordata, Actinopteri, Siluriformes, Clariidae. The transcript is spliced from 6 exons. The record is from RefSeq and is a predicted model, not a curated record. Gene Ontology annotation, cellular component: membrane.
AUGAACCCUGUAACAGCUCCACCUAAUUACCAACUUCCAACUUCUCAAUUCACAGCUUUUAUGAAAGCUGAGACCAAAACAUUAGGGACUGUACAGAUCAUGAUUGGCAUUUGGACUUUUUUGCUUGGUAUAGUUUUAUCCACAGAUUAUCUUUCGCCAUUGGUCCUCAGUGGAAUCACUCUGUGGGGAUCACUUCUUUUUAUAUCUUCUGGUGCUCUGUCAGUUGCUGCAGCAAACAACUCUUAUUCCUGUGUGGUUAAAUCUGCACUGGGACUGAAUGUGGCGAGUGCUGUGGUUGCAGGUUUUGCCAUAAUUCUGCUUGUAGCGGACAUGAUAUUUGUGUACAGUGACACCAGGCAUCUGAGGAAUGGAAUCAAUGGAGUUCUACUUAUUUUCUCUCUGCUUGAGUUGAUCAUUUCUAUCUGCACUUCUGUUUUUGCCUGUAAAGCCACCUGCUACACUGAGACCACAGUUAUGUAUUCACAUCCGAUGUAUUCGCAGCCGAUGUAUCCACAGCCGAUGUGUCCGCAGCUGAUGAAUGCACAGCAAAUAAAUGUACAGCCGAUAAAUCCACAGGUUAUGAAUCCACAGCCGAUGAAUACACAGCCAAUGUAUCCUCAAUCUAUGAAUCCACAGCCGAUGUAUAAUCCUACAUUUUACAACUCACAGGAUCCACAGCAAUCAUCUGUAGUCACCUGCAACAAGGUUUAAAUUAUAGUUUAAUUGUAGUGGCUAUUUUCUUAAACGUUGUGUACACCUGGAAUUAAAACCUGGUACUUUAUACGUUCUUUAAAUCUUCACAUUGUCUAACAAUGAUGUCUGAAAUCAAG